AUGUCAAUAGAUUCCGAGUCUCCUUCUAGUACACAACUUCUCUCCUCGUCACACUCCUCGCUGAACGGCAAGAAUUCGUCCUCCGAGAUUCCUAGAAUCUACAAACAUGCAUCGCAGUUGUUUCUCACUCGGAGGUUGGUGGAAGCCUAUGAAGCACUGAAACCAGUUGUCACACCUUCCGGGGAAACCGGCUCGAAUGAUAGCGCCGCGCGGGCGCCAGUCGCAACGGCGACCACAAGCCAGCGAAUAAAGAUAUGGAGCCUAUAUGUCACGCUUCUGAAUUCCAUAAUCGACCUUGGAUGGGAAGAGGGCAAGGAGCAAUAUGGGGGAGAAUAUAACGAUAUCGUUCACAGAGUCCAGAGUGGAGACAUCUGGGAGCAGGUGGUGAGAGAUGGAUACCAGGGCCGCGAAGGCUCUGUCGAUGCCGAGGUGGUUUAUAAUCUGUCGAACUUGCUUCUUGGACAAGCCCCGAACCAGAAAAUCAAUCAAGCGAGGUUGGAAAGCUACCUGUCAUCUUCUUCGCAUCCAGAACUUGACUUGUCGACUCACCUCCAUAACGGCUCGGCAAACGACCGACGGCCAGGCUUGGAUGGCACUAAUACUCCGAAAGAUCUGACCUCUCGCAUCAAGGUCAUCGAACUCUUCACCCUGCACGUCCUCCCGCGGAAUGGGGAAUGGGACUAUGCGAGAAGCUUCCUCACCAACAGCGACAUCCUAGACGACGAGCGGAAAGAGGCAUUCCUACAGACCUUGCAAGAGCUUCAGGACGUCUCGGAAAAAGAAAAGCUUGGACAGGCUGAAAUAGAUGUUUUCGAGGACACCGAGGAAGGAAUGCCAACCUUUACAGCCUCAGGCACCGGACAAGGCGACGAAGCGGAGUCCCAGACACAGUCCAAACCUGCAUUCCGGCACCAGAGGACCAGCAGCGAGGUAGACUAUGGCAUCGAAAAGGAGCAUCCUAAUGGCGCACAUCUGGCACCGCAGAAACCCAACACCACAGUCUCCGACGCCAAACCCCCAAGCAAUCCUCUGACCAAUCUUCCCCCGCAACCAAUGUCUUCAACUGCAGCCUCACACACUUCUCCACUGCCAUCUUCCAAGGCACGGAAUCAACUCUCUCCCCCAGCUCAAACCCCACGUCGGCCUACUCGGAAACCGAAAGCAGCGAACCAAAACACCCUCCUGGCGCAAGCUCGACAAUUAUUCCUGGCCCUGUCUAACCUCGGCCGAAACAUGGCUGGCGCGAUUUCCAAGAACCCCACGAAGUUGCUAAGGUUUCUCCUGUUCGUCCUUGCGUUUCUGAUGGCGUUCAGUCAGAGACAACUUCGUGAGAAGACGAAGAGGAUGGUCGAUACGAGCUGGCAGAAAAUCCGAGGCACAGUGGGGAUGGGUGUCAAGGUCAGCUAUAUUUGA
Molecule: messenger RNA, 1413 nt
Organism: Capronia coronata CBS 617.96
Lineage: Eukaryota; Fungi; Ascomycota; Eurotiomycetes; Chaetothyriales; Herpotrichiellaceae
Exons: 2
Coding region: 1-1413 (470 amino acids)
Source: RefSeq, a predicted model, not a curated record